GCGUCCGCCGUGGGGGCGGACUUGCGCGAGGGCAGCUUCAAAGACGCCGACCUCACGGCGGCCAACUUCUCGGCCGCAAAGCUCGUCAAGGCGGACAUCGUCGCAGCGAAGCUCAGCCGAGCGGACUUCUCGGGCGCCUCGCUGCAGCGCGCCACCCUCACCAUGCUGCGCGACGCCGCCGGCCCCUCCUUCGCCGCGGCAGACAUGCGAGGCGCCGUCCUCACCGACUCCGUCAUGCCCGACGCGUCGUUCGCGCGCGCUGACCUCACCGGCGGCGCCGACUUGCGAAACGCGAGCUUCCGGCACGCGACGAUGACCAGGCUGCAGGCGCAGCGGGUGCGCGCGUCCAACGCGGACUUCGACGGCGCGAAGCUGCGCGGCGCGAACUUUGACGGCGCGGACCUGACCAACGCGACCUUUCUGGGCUCCGACCUGCUCGGCGCAACCUUCGUUGGCGCG
Molecule: messenger RNA, 459 nt
Organism: Emiliania huxleyi CCMP1516
Lineage: Eukaryota; Haptophyta; Isochrysidales; Noelaerhabdaceae
Exons: 2
Source: RefSeq, a predicted model, not a curated record